GCCGGUGUCAGUAGACCCUGUGUGCGCGUGCAUGUGAGAGUUGGGAGGGAAGAAGAAGCUCUUCGGAGUCCAGCAACAAUUUCAUCACGCGCGGAACGAGCCGGCUAGGCAUCGUCGCCUGAGUGAAGCGUGGCUCUUGCGCAGCUGCAAGUCCUACUACGCGACCCCGAAUCCAUAGCCCGCCCGCGCCUUGUCCUCGAUACUCUUCCUCGACACCAACACCCUUUUGGGAGAAGAGCUUGGAGACAUGGAGGGACGGCUGCGCAUGGCGGCAAUGCUGCUAUUGCAGCUUGUCGGCACAUUGGCUGCUGAGAUGAAAAUCGACCAGACAGACGCCAGCAGACAAGUAUGCUCCGGCAUGUACUCGCGCAAGUCGUGGGGUGGCAGCAUCGAUCCCUUCAUAAUGGUCAAAUUCAUACAUCCCGAGAACCUCCCCGACGACCAAGAUCCCAUAGUCAGCCUGGUCAUAUUCGAAUGGGCCGACAAACCUCUCAUUGGAAGACCUGAUCCAAAUGAUUCGACUAUUGACGACUAUCUAUGCGAUGAAGGCGCCAGAGACGCAGGCCUAUGCAAAGAAGCCGAUCUCGGAUCCUUCAUUCUUGCCUCGAAUGCCACUGGCAUGUCCAAAUCCCUAAUACGCACCGAAGCCAUUCAUCUGAAAGAGCCGGGCGCUGUCAAUUACCCCAUCAAGAGGACGGGAUACUACUGCGUGAGCACAGCUGCAUACAGUGCUGCCGACUAUACUGGCAUUGUGGAGUUCCGCAACGCAUUCGGAGAGCUUCCUGCUGCCCAAAUCGCGAAGCUACCAUUCUAUGCCGCUUUCACAAUUGUCUACGCCUUCCUCGCCAUGGGCUGGGCCGUGCUCUACUGGAUGAACAGACGCGAUAUUCUUGCUGUCCAAAACUACAUCACAGCCAUCGUCGUCUUCCUGGUCAUCGAGAUGUUCAUGACUUGGCUCUUCUACGAUUACCAGAAUCGACAUGGACUCAACGCAGGCGCCAAGGCUCUCCUCAUCGUCGUUUCCAUCUUGAGUGCUGCUAGGAACAGCUUCUCAUUCUUCCUGCUGCUGAUCGUGUGCAUGGGUUACGGUGUGGUCAAGCCUACAUUGGGCAAGACCAUGAUUUAUGUGCGAUGGCUGGCGAUCACCCAUUUCGUCUUUGGAGUCAUCUAUGCUAUUGCAUCACUUGCAGUAACGCCCGAGAACGCUGGUCCGCUCGUGCUCCUCGUCGUUCUUCCGCUAGCAGGAACGCUGACCGCCUUCUACAUCUGGACAUUGAACAGCCUCAACUAUACCAUGAAGGAUCUUAUGGAGCGCAAGCAGACCAUCAAAGCCGCAAUGUACCGCAAGCUCUGGUGGUGCAUCCUGAUUAGCAUCGUCGUCAUCUUUGCCUUCUUUUUCGUCAACAGCUGGACCUUUGCGGGGCAGAGCAAUGCCGACUUUGUGCCAAACCACUGGCAGACGCGAUGGUUCAUCUUGGAUGGCUGGCUGAAUCUUGUCUAUUUCUUCGACGUGGCUUUCGUCGCGUACGUGUGGAGACCGACGGCAAACAACAGGAGAUUUGCAAUGUCGGACGAGAUUGCGCAAGACGACGACGGCUUUGAGAUUGCCUCGAUACGAGAUUCCAUGGACAUGGAAGACGACCUCGAAGCUAUGGAAGCUAAUGGCAACAAAGCACCGCCCCCAUACGAUGCACCGAGAAGCGGCUCCAGCUCGCACAGAGAUGCAUCACCGCUGCCGGCUCCUACCCCUAAGAAGCCCGCUACCUUGCCACGUGAAUCAUUGGACGGGGAGACCAUUUUCGCGCUGGGCGACGAAGACAAGCUCACUGACGACGAAGACGACGAAUCGGAAAACAAGCGGCUCACUGGUAAGAGUAGCUAGGAAUUUGUCUCGCCUACGACGCUUGAUCCCUAGCGUAUGUAUGAAAGUUCAAUUGCUACCUCC
Pseudocercospora fijiensis CIRAD86 is the source of this 1945-nucleotide messenger RNA. RefSeq lists its product as uncharacterized. Gene Ontology annotation, cellular component: Golgi apparatus; membrane. Lineage: Eukaryota; Fungi; Ascomycota; Dothideomycetes; Mycosphaerellales; Mycosphaerellaceae. The record is from RefSeq and is a predicted model, not a curated record. The transcript is spliced from 4 exons. Gene Ontology annotation, biological process: retrograde transport, endosome to Golgi. The coding region runs from base 248 to 1882 and encodes 544 amino acids.